Messenger RNA from Cheilinus undulatus (humphead wrasse), 2081 nucleotides. It is a transcript of the gene sh3gl3b, whose product is annotated as SH3-domain GRB2-like 3b. NCBI's taxonomy places the organism in Eukaryota, Metazoa, Chordata, Actinopteri, Labriformes, Labridae. The record is from RefSeq and is a predicted model, not a curated record. Gene Ontology annotation, molecular function: protein binding. Bases 275 to 1390 code for a protein of 371 amino acids. Gene Ontology annotation, biological process: synaptic vesicle uncoating. Gene Ontology annotation, cellular component: cytoplasm; glutamatergic synapse; presynapse. The transcript is spliced from 10 exons.
UACUCGUUAAUGUUCCUUAAAAAUCACCCAGAAUAUCUGGUUUAUGUCCAUGUUGUGUUGAUAGACAGUGUAAAAAGUAACGGAUAAAAACGUGGCCAGGCGUUCUAAUCUGGGUUAACGGAGAGCCGGAGCAGCAGCUGGAGGGGCGGAGCAGCUCUCUGCUCUCUGCGGGGGGAAGGAGCUCCUCAGACGGGGAUGGAGAUAGCCUCUACCCGGCCUUUCUCCCACUGAUCUCCGGCCGGCAGCUGUUGGUGUGUUCGGAGUCCAGGUGAAGAUGUCUGUCUCCGGGAUGAAGAAGCAGCUCCACAAAGCCAGCCAGCUGCUGAACGAGCGGCUGAUGGGAGCAGAAGGAACAAAGAUGGAUGAAGACUUCCUGAAGAUGGAGAAGAGCGUCGUCGUGAUCAACUCACUGCUCGUCGAGCUGCUCUCCAAAACCACAGAGUUCCUCCAACCGAACCCAGCAUACAGAGCCAAACUGAGCAUGCUCAACACCAUGUCCAGGAUACGAGGACAGAACAAGGCGGUGGGAUACCCGCAGACAGAAGGCAUGCUGGGAGAUUGCAUGUAUCAGUACGGACAGGAGCUGGGAGCCGCGUCUGACUUUGGUGGCGCUCUGUCAAGCGUGGGUGAAGCUCUACAGCAGGUCGCUCAGUCCCGGGACAUUCUGGACGUCAACGUCAAACGCGGCUUCAUCGACCCGCUGCAGGAGCUCCACAACUCGGAGCUAAAGGACAUCAGGUUCCAGCUGAAGAAGAUGAACGGUCGCCGCCUCGACUUCGACUACAAGAGGGGACGUAAAGGAAAGGUCCCGGUGGAGGAGGUCCGACAGGCGUGGGACAAAUUCAGCUCGUCUAAAGAGCAGGCAGAGAGGAGCAUGUUCGUCCUGCUGCAGAAUGACGUCGAUCAGCUCGGUCGUCUCUCCUCUCUGGUCUCUGAACUUUUGGACUUUCACCGCAACGCCCAGCGAAUCCUGUUCAGUCUCCAUGGCAACCUGCAGGCCAGACUGACGGCGGCCUCCAACAGACCAGAGCGACGGUUCAGACCUAAAAAGAUCAGAAUCAGGAGUGAACACAACAGCAGCAUCGGAUUUUACCACCAGCCGACCCUCCCCUCUACGGUUUCCUCAGACGAGUUCACGGUGGUCCCGUCCAGACCGGGCAGCCCCAUCUCCUGUUAUGCCGACAGUAAGACCGUCCUGGAUCAGCCGUGUUGCCGGGCGAUGUACUCCUUCCACCCGAACCAGGACGGCGAGCUGGACUUCGACGAGGGUGACAUCAUCAUCCUCACCAACCGGGUCGACGCCAACUGGUACGAGGGCGCUCUGGGCAGCCGGUCAGGACUCUUCCCCGUCAACUACGUGGACGUGCUGGUGCCUCUGCCGUUACCGUGACGACACACUAAACCCCCCUGACUCCAGGCUGAAUGUGAGACGACACCCAGCAGGACGAUAUGCAACCUCCCAGCUCCUUGUUCGCACUUUUUCACUCUCAGCAGGCCGCCGUUUGGCGCCUGUCUCACAGGAAAGGAAGGCCAUAGAUUGUACUGAAGAGCACUUUACUUUCUGAUCUCAUGUUUUAUUUUGAAACACCAGCCGAUAAGGAGAGCUCAGUCAGUAACAGGACGUUUUUAGACCCUUUAAGACUUAAACCCUGCACAGACCUCCUCCUGCCUUCACAGCACUGCACAUUUCUAUUCAAACACACCCACCUAGGUUUUUAAUGCAGAGUUACUUCAGCUUUGGUCCCUUUAAAUAAGAUAGUCAUCCUGCUAAUGACCUGGAGAAAAUCACCAGGAUUCACUGAUCCAGGAGUGAAAUGGAAUAAAUGGAGUCAUGACUGCUUCUGGUUUCCACGCUCAGAGGAAAGAGUCGGCCGAAGCUGGAAAUAUGUCUUUAGAAUUAAAAUUAGGGGUGAAUUCAUUCAGUAUCUCAGUCUUUAUAACAGCAGAGUACCAGAGAACUAAAUCUAUCUAGUCUAUCUAUAACAGGGGUGUCAAACUCAGUCACAGCAGGGGCUGGAUUCUGGAUUCAGGUCUAACCUGAGGGCCUAACAGGGUCAACGUUUUAGCAGAAACUGUCAACC